Molecule: messenger RNA, 4439 nt
Organism: Pan troglodytes (chimpanzee)
Lineage: Eukaryota; Metazoa; Chordata; Mammalia; Primates; Hominidae
Gene: SHISA7
Product: shisa family member 7
Exons: 5
Coding region: 2572-4188 (538 amino acids)
Biological process (GO): regulation of AMPA receptor activity; regulation of short-term neuronal synaptic plasticity
Cellular component (GO): dendritic spine membrane; AMPA glutamate receptor complex; postsynaptic density
Source: RefSeq, a predicted model, not a curated record
GGAGUCUCACGCUGUCACCCUGGCUGGAGUGCAGUGGUGUGAUCUCAGCUCACUGCAACCUGAGCCUCCGGGGUUCAAGCGAUUCUCCUUCCUCAGCUUCCUGAGUAGCUGGAAUUAAAGGCGCCCGCCACUGCGCCGGGCUCAUUUUUGUACUUUUAGUAGUGACAGUGUUUCACCAUGUUUGCCAGGCUGGUCUCAAACUCCUGACCUCAAGUGAUCCGCCUGCCUCGGCCUCCCAAAGUGCUGAGAUUACAGGCGUGAGCAACCGUGCCAGUCCCUGUUACCUUUUUAAUUGUGGGGAAAUACACCAUUUAACCAUUCUCAAAGUGUUUGAUUCGGUGGCAUCAGCGUAUCCAUCAGGUUGUGGAGCCAUCACCACUGUUUAGUUCCAGGGUAUUUUCCUCACCACACAAGGAAGCCUGGCCACCCUUUAGCGGUCACUCCCCAUCCUCCUGUCCCCAGCUCCGGGCAAUUAUUAAUCGGCUUUCAGUCUCUGUGGAUUUGACUAUUGUGAUAUUUCAUAUUAAUGAAAUCAUACACUACAUGAGAUUUAUGGCUGGACUUUUCCACUGAACGUCAUGUCUUCAAGGUUCGUGCAUGCUGUGGCUUGCAUCUCAGCCCUUGGUACCUGUCACGGUUGAGUAAUAUUCUGUGGCAUGGGUAGGCCGUCGUUGGUUUGUCCGUUCCUCCAUAAUGGGUGAUUGCAUUGUUUGCAGUAUUUGGCUGUUGUGCAAGGUGCUGUUAUGAACAUUCAAGGAUAAGGUUUUGUGUGGACACACGUUUUGAAUUCUUUGGGGUAGACACUGCAGAGUGGAAGUGCAUGGUAAUCCUAGUUAACUUCUUAUUUUUUUUUUUGAGAUGACGUCUCACUCUGUCAGCCCAGGCUGGAGUGCAAUGGCACGAUCUCUGCUCACUGCAAGCUCCACCUCCCGGGUUCACGCCACUCUUCUGACUCAGCCUCCCGAGUAGCUGAGACUACAGGUGCCUGCCACCACACCCGGCUAAUUUUUUGUAAUUUUAGUAGAGACGGGGUUUCACCGUGUUAGCCAGGAUGGUCUCGAUCUCCUGACCUCGUGAUCCACCCGCCUCAGCUUCCCAAAGUGCUGGGAUUACAGGCAUGAGCCACUGCACCCGGCCAACUUUUUUUUUAUUUUUUGAGACGGAGUCUCACUCUGUUGCCCAGGCUGGAGUACAGUGAGUGCAAUGGCAUAAUCUCGGCUCACUGCAACCUCCACUUCCGGAGUUCAAGCGAUUCUCCUGCUUCAGCCUCCUGAGUAGCUGGGACUACAGGCGCACGCCACCAUGCCCGGCUAGUUAUUUUUGUAUUUUUAGUAGAGACGAGGUUUCGUCAUAUUGGCCAAGCUGGUCUUGCAAGUGAUCAUAUUGGCCAGGCUGACCGCAAGUGAUCCGCCCACCUUGGCCUCCGAAAGUGCUGGGAUUACAGGCGUGAGCCACCACGCCUGGACCAAUUCUAGUUAACUUUUUAAGGAACCGCCAAACUCUCUUCCACAGUGUGGGGUCAAGCCACUUCUAAGACUCCCAUUAAACACCCAGGAGGAAGUGUCCAGUGGGCAGUGGGGUAUUCUAGCACCGAGUCAGGGGAGGGGUCCAAGCUGGAGCUGAAAAGGAAAGGUGAGGCCCCAAGCAGGAGGGCGAUGGAGCUCACUGAGGCUCUGGAAGGUUCACCUUCCAACCCUCUGCCCAUCCCCACCAGCAGCAAUGUUGUUGACAGUGGUGUGGUCCCUAGACACACACACGAUGGAUGGUGGCAUAUAAUAGAAAAUAACACCGAGUGAUAUUUAUUGACUCAAUCCCAUCCACCCCCUCCAUCCCUUUAUGCUGCUUUCAUUUCUUCACGGCUUCCUUCAUCAUUCCUUUUUAUUUCUUCACAAUUGGCGUCAACAUGUGUCCCAUUCAUUUGUGUCCAUCUGCUGACUGUCCCCCCUCACUAGCACGUAAACCCCCGUAAAGGCAGGAACCCUGUGGGCUUACUCACUGCUGCAUCCUCAGCCCAGGGAGGCUGCUCAGGAGACAUUUAUUGAAUGAAGAUUUGCAGAACGAAUGCACACCCCGCGCAUCAUGCCUGCUCCUGGGAAGCUCUAUGGCAGCCUCUCGGCAGCUAGCUCAGGGCGGGGGCUGUUCAGAUCAGGUUCUUGCAGAGAGGAAAUGUAAGACUCCGUGGGCAGUCACCCCAGACCCCUGGGGGGUUCCUCCUGCAGGUAGAGCUCAGACGUUUCCUUCUCCCGGAACCCAAGGCCAGGCAUCCUUCCCACCUCUAUCAUCCCUCUAGGUCCACGGGGGUGGGCGUGUCUGGGACUUGGCUGGACUGUUGCCAUAGAAACAGCUGGAAGACCUGCCCACCACCACCACCAACUCCCACCUCUCUUCUGCAUCACCUUUUCUCUCUCUUUUGAGACAGGGUCUCACUCUGUCAACCCAGGCUGGAGUGCGGUGGUGAAAUCACAGCUCCCUGCAGCCUUGAUCUCUGGGACUCAAGUUAUCCUCCCACCUCAGCCUCCUGAGUACCUGGGACUAUAGCCUGGCGGCCCAGUGCGACCCCCUGCAAGCCCCAUGCCGGCCCUCCUGCUCCUCGUACUCCUGGCCUCUAGCGCCGGCCAGGCCAGGGCGCGCCCGUCCAACGCCACGAGCGCCGAGCCCGCGGGCCCGCUGCCCGCCCUGCUGGCGCACCUGCGGCGCCUGACCGGGGCGCUGACGGGCGGCGGGGGCGCGGCGAGCCCAGGCGCCAACGGCACCAGGACCGGCCCCGCGGGCGGGGCGGGCGCGGCGGCCCGGGCGCCCCCUCCCGCCGAGCUCUGCCACGGCUACUACGAUGUCAUGGGCCAGUACGACGCCACCUUCAACUGCAGCACCGGCUCCUACCGCUUCUGCUGUGGCACCUGCCACUACCGCUUCUGCUGUGAGCACCGUCACAUGCGCCUGGCGCAGGCCUCCUGCUCCAACUACGACACGCCGCGCUGGGCCACCACGCCGCCGCCGCUAGCUGGGGGCGCCGGGGGCGCUGGGGGUGCGGGCGGGGGGCCAGGGCCCGGCCAGGCCGGGUGGUUGGAAGGGGGCCGGACUGGGGGUGCCGGGGGCCGCGGGGGCGAGGGCCCCGGGGGCAGCACAGCCUACGUCGUGUGCGGGGUCAUCAGCUUCGCCCUGGCCGUGGGCGUCGGCGCCAAAGUGGCCUUCAGCAAGGCGUCCCGUGCGCCCCGGGCGCACCGGGAUAUCAACGUGCCCAGAGCUCUGGUGGACAUUCUGAGACAUCAGGCGGGGCCUGGGACCCGCCCGGACCGGGCCCGAAGCAGCUCCCUGACCCCGGGGAUCGGCGGUCCCGACAGCAUGCCCCCCAGGACGCCCAAGAACCUCUACAACACCGUGAAGACCCCCAACCUCGACUGGCGAGCCUUGCCGCCGCCCAGCCCCUCCUUGCACUACUCCACGCUGUCCUGCUCUCGGUCCUUCCACAACCUCUCGCAUCUGCCCCCGUCCUACGAGGCUGCCGUGAAAUCCGAGCUGAACCGCUACUCUUCCCUCAAGAGGCUGGCCGAGAAGGAUCUGGACGAGGCCUACCUGAAGCGCCGGCCCCUGGAGUUGCCCCGCGGCACGCUGCCCCUGCACGCGCUGCGGCGGCCGGGCACGGGGGGCGGCUAUCGCAUGGAGGCCUGGGGCGGCCCAGAGGAGCUGGGCCUGGCGCCCGCGCCCAACCCCCGGCGGGUCAUGUCCCAGGAGCACCUGCUGGGCGAUGGUGGCCGUUCGCGCUACGAGUUCACGCUGCCGCGCGCGCGCCUGGUGUCGCAGGAGCACCUGCUGCUGUCCUCGCCCGAGGCUCUGCGCCAGAGUCGCGAGCACCUGCUGUCGCCCCCGCGCAGCCCCGCGCUGCCCCCCGACCCCACCGCCCGGGCCAGCCUGGCCGCCUCGCACUCCAACCUGCUGCUGGGGCCCGGGGGGCCCCCAACACCGCUGCGCGGGCUGCCGCCACCGUCCAGCCUGCACGCCCACCACCACCACGCCCUGCACGGCUCGCCGCAGCCCGCCUGGAUGUCCGACGCCGGCGGGGGCGGGGGCACACUGGCCCGCAGGCCGCCCUUCCAGCGCCAGGGCACGCUGGAGCAGCUGCAGUUCAUCCCGGGCCACCACCUGCCCCAGCACCUGCGCACAGCCAGCAAGAACGAGGUGACUGUCUGAGGCCAGGGCCGGGUCUUGGGGGGCUGCGGCCUCCGGGGCCCCCCGUCCCAGCCUGGAUCCCCCGACACAGGCGCACACAUGCCAGGGGCCUGGGGCCCAGAUCGGCCCUUGGACAGGAGUGAAAGCCUCCUUCUGGGAUGUCCUGGCAGACAAGAUUCCUCCUCCUAUUACUUCACUGCUUGAGCCAAGGCCUCCUUCCCAUGAUGUCAUCCCAGAGGAAGAGGCCGGCCCAUGAGGUCAUCACUAGCAAA